Messenger RNA from Perca fluviatilis (European perch), 1601 nucleotides. RefSeq lists its product as uncharacterized. The record is from RefSeq and is a predicted model, not a curated record. The coding region runs from base 101 to 838 and encodes 245 amino acids. Lineage: Eukaryota; Metazoa; Chordata; Actinopteri; Perciformes; Percidae. The transcript is spliced from 2 exons.
UUGGGAGGAUACCCGCCAGCACGAGUUCAUUGUUUACGUUGGUAGCAGAGGAGGUUGUUGUUGUAAUCAUAGACAGUAUGUAAUUCAUCACUAUUUUAGAAUGCCUGGAAAACACUGCUGUGUGAUAAACUGCUCCAGUUCUUCACACGAUUAUCGCGGAAACCGUAAGAAUCCCGUGUUACAGUUUUUUCGUGUCCCUACGUGGAAACAGCACGAAGGAGAGCACGUCUCCGAUGUGACAAGGAGACGUCGCAUUUCUUGGGUGGCUGCAAUUAGAAGAAAGGACAUUACUUUCGACCACAUCACCCAGUCGACGAGAGUGUGUUCUCUGCAUUUUCAUUCGGGUAAACCAUCAUAUGAGAUGUUGGAGAACCACCCUGACUGGAAACCAUCUUUGCGGUUAGGCCACAGUGAUGUUAAGAAAACAGAUGAAGCGAGAUUUCAGCGGCUAGUAAAGCGCAGGACCCAGCACCAGGACCAGCAGCCGCUGGCACAGGUACAGCACCAGGACCAGCAGCCACCGGCACAGCACCAGGACCAGCAGCCGCUGGCACAGCACCAGGACCAGCAGCCACUGGCAGAGCACCAGGAGCUGCCAUCACCAGCACAGCACCAGAAGCAGGACCAGGACCAGCAGCCACUGGCAGAGCACCAGGAGCUGCCAUCACCAGCACAGGAAUGUGUCCUCUGCACGUGCAGACGAGAUGUUAUCAACUGUCUUUUGGAGGAGAACCGAAAGCUGAAGGAGGAGCUAGAAGAGUUUAAACAUUUAAACGCUGCAAUGAUAAUUCCCCGAGCCGUCUUUCCUGCUCCGUCUCUGACCAGACUGAUGUCAUGAAGUGGCGUUAUGUACGACACGCCAAUUCGUCUGCCGUUAUUGGCGCGUUAUCAAGACGCAAUCGCUUCUUAGCGUGUUUAUCGACGCCGUUCGGCCGCCAUUGACCUACAUUACGUGUGAAUUUUCGCCGUGGCGAGUAGUAUAAAGGAUGGAGGUCCGUGGUUGGUUGGUUGGUUGGUUGGUUGGGGGAGGAGGACGGGUUGAACACAGGACUUUUCCUCAAUGUUUCUUUCCUAAACCCAACCGUUUAUUGUUGUCCUAAGCGUGUGAUGUUGGUCACCGUGGUGAUUUAGUGUUUCUAAAACGUUUACAUCCGCUGUAUACGUGGAUAGCUCAAAUUGCGUACAGAUAACACGCCAUUUGGCUUUAAGAAAGUGGGCGUGUAUGUUUACGUUGCAUGCCGUUGCAUGCUGGGUAGAUUUGUGUCUUGAUCCCGACCAGCUUUGACGUCAUGCACACGUGGACAAUGAUGACCUCACGAGAUCGAGGCGGCCGCAGGCUUGAGAGCCAGGCAGCGCGGUUGCUUUUCACCGACUGCAAGACCCAGGCGGAUCCAGGGGCAUGCUGGGAAACGCCUGGCAGGCCUCUCAGCUGAUCUAACAGCUGAUUGGUUCAGAAGAAACAGGAUUUUAACUAUUUGUCCGAUUUAAAGGCUUAUUCUGUACAGAACACAUGUUGUGUGGCUGAUAGUGAUGUUUAGAAGUCAGAGAGACUAAAUCUACAUCAUCUCAUCUACAGUCUGUUGUUAAAACUGUCAAAACGG